Molecule: messenger RNA, 2563 nt
Organism: Meloidogyne enterolobii
Lineage: Eukaryota; Metazoa; Nematoda; Chromadorea; Rhabditida; Meloidogynidae
Source: the annotation of a GenBank genome assembly
AAUGCAACGUGCACAAGCUAAACAUGCAAAAAUAUUAUUUCACCGUCUUCAUGAUCAAGCAUCGACAUCUAAUUCGAAUUAUUUGAGAUAUAUUCAGAAUAGAAAAAAUAAUACUGUUACAUCUUUUAAUGGAAGUGUUAUUGAUAAUAAAAAUAUUUCUGAACAUUCUGAAUAUGCUCAUCUUUCUGGUGGAAGGCGUUGGGAAUUCCGUGCUGGGGCAAUGGCCCGUUUAGCUUCUGGUUCAGUUAUUUUGGGGACAGUUGUGUGUAAAUAUACACAAAAAUUUUUAAAUGAAGAGGAAAUACUUGAAGAAAUUGAAGAGAAUGAACGUUUAGAAUUAAAUAAAAAUAAGGAAGUUGAUGAAGAAUUUGAAGAGGGAGAAAUUUUGGAAAAAAAUGAAAGUGAAUAUGGAAUUGGGGAAAUAACAACAGAUCAAAUAAAUGAAAUGAAAAUUGAAAAAAAUAAAAAAAUUGAGAAUGAUUCGAAUUUUUCUGGCCUUCCACUUACUGUUGAUUUUCGACCAUCUUCCUCUGCUCUAGGUCGUAUUCCAAUGAAUUAUUUUCGAAGAGAUAUGUACAACAAUGAUCAAGAUGUUGCGUUUUCUAGAAUUGUUUGCAAACCUUUAGCAUUGGAUACAGAAACUGGUGAUGCUGUUAUUAUGGGAAUUAAUGUUGCUUCUGCAGCUUUAGCUGUUUCCCCGGUUCCUCAAAAUUGUUUAGUUGCAGCCGCUAGAGUGGGAAUUAUUGACGAAAAGAUAAUUGUUAAUCCUUCACAUGAGCAAUUGAAACAUAGCAGUCUUGAUCUUGUAUUGACUGGGACUGCAAUUGGGAAGAAAAGUAAAGGAAAUAAUGAAUAUGUAAUUAUGGUUGAAAUGGAAGGAAAAGAAGUUGAAGCUGAGAAAUUUGUUCAAUGUAUUCAACAAGGAUUUGAUGAAAUACGCCUCACACAAAGUGCUAUUGAAAGAUUAGCUAAAGUAGUUGGACAUGAAAAAUAUAAGACAUCUCCAAAUGAAUUUCCUGCUGAUUUACUAGAAAAAGUUUCUGUUUGUGAAGGGGCAAUAGAAGCUAUUUUAAAAGAACAUUCUCACAGUAAAUCUUCACGUUGGCGGUUAUUAAUGGACAGACAGUCACAGACUUAUAGUGAACAAAUACUUCGAACUGUUUUUGGGGAUAUUACCAAAAAAGUCCAUAGAAAUAUUUUAUUGGAAACCGGUAUUCGAAUUGAUGGACGUAAAUCGGAUCAAUUUAGGCCAAUAAAAUGUAAAGUUAAUUUAUAUAGAAAAUUGCAUGGGUCAGCAAUUUUUCAAAGAGGGCAAUCUCAGGUUUUUUCUACAGUUACAUUUGAUUCUCCACAAGCAGCUUUUCAUCCUGAUGCUAUAGCGCAACUUUUGGGUGCUCAACGAAAAAAGUCUUUUAUGUUGCAUUAUGAAUUUCCUCAAUUCGCUACAAAUGAAAUUGAGAAACCUGGUGCCAGUUCGGAUCGAAGAGAAAUUGGGCAUGGACUGCUAGCUGAAAAAGCACUUCGAAAUUUGGUGCCAGAAGAUUUUCCUUAUACAAUUCGAUUAGCUUGUCAAGUAUUAGAAUCUAAUGGAAGUACUUCAAUGGCAUCAGUUUGUGCUGGUUCUAUGGCUCUUUUUGAUGCUGGAGUGCCUUUGUUAUCUAAUCAAGUAGCUGGUUUAGCAUUGGGACUAAUUACAGAAAAAAGUGAAGAAGCACAAGUUAAUAAUGAAAUUAAUAAAAAUGAAAGUGGAAGUAAUUCCCCCAAAAAUAAAUUUCCUAAUAAAUAUUUACUUUUAACUGAUUUGGCUGGUUUUGAAGAUUUUGCCGGUGAUAUGGAUUUUAAAAUUGCUGGAACUUCAAAAGGUUUUACAGCAAUGCAAAUGGACUUAAAAAUUUGUGGAAUUCCUUUAAAAGUAUUUCGGGAAGCUUUGAAACGAGGACAGUCUGGAAUUGAGCACGUCCUUUCCCUUAUGAGAGCAGAAAUUCCUGAACCAAGGCCAGAAAUGAAGUCUUCCGUGCCUAUAAUUGAAUUAAUGCAGUUACCAAGUUAUAAAAGGCCAAUUUUGUUUAGAUCUGGAGCUUAUAAUGCAAAAUUGAUUGAAGCGGAAACUGGCGUUAAAGUUAGUUCAGAAGACGAUGCAAAUAUUCAAUUAUUUGCUCCAAAUCCCGAAUCUUUAGAAAAAGCAAAAUUAAUGAUUGAAAAAUUAAUGGUAGAACAACAAGAAGAACAGUACCAAUUUGGAGCUUUUUAUAAAGCAGAAAUUGUUCGUAUUCUCGAAGGUGGAAUUCAUGUUUCUCUAAAAGAAGGUGGCCGACAUAUUUGGAUCAGAAAUUCUGACCUUUCUUCUGCACCGAGUAAACAAAAUGCACAGGCGCUUGGUUUUGAGGUUGGUCAAAAAUUAACAGUACAAUAUUUUGGCCGGGAUCAACAUACAGGACAACACAGACUUACAAGAAAAACACUUCAAAUGUUUGAUCCUCCCGUUCAAAAUUUAUUUAAAGAAAAACAACCUUUAAAUGAAAAAUCUCUAAACGAUAAAAUACAAAAGGAAACAAAAAGUUAA